AUGCUGGCUGUCGUCAUCCCUCGAGCAGUUCUCCUCUCAGAUCUCGUGAGCUCCGUCUACAUCGCCUUUUCAUUGCACAAUUUCACCCUACUGGUUGUGGAUUUUGCCGGCGGGGAGAAGCGUGCAGUGGAACAGCUUGCUGGUGAGAACUUACGGCUCAGGACACCCCCCUGCUGCUGUUGCUGCUUCUGCCUGCCAAGAGUUGCUAUCACCAGAGUAUCCCUGCGCAACGCCCGCUUCCUGGUUCUGCAGGGCGCCGUCAUUCGGCCUAUCCUGGCUUUCCUGUCUGUGAUUCUUUGGCUGGACCAAAAGUACGUGGCUGGGAAGGUAGGCUACGAUAAGUUGGUUUCCUGUUCUCAAUUACCUAUUCCCCCAUUUCAGAUGCAGGCAGACAACGCUUACCCUUACCUGGCUUUCCCCAUCAUGGUGUCGACCCUUCUGUCUGUAUACGGUCUCUUCUUGACCGUCUUAUCAACCCAGGGGAUCAUGGCUUCCCAAAAAAUCCGCCCCAAGAUGGCGUCGCUUCAGCUCACGCUGGUUAGCACCAACAUACAGGGCAUUAUCUUCACUUUACUCAACAGUAAUGACAUUCCACCCUGCAGAGGUAUCCUUUCUACCGAAGUAAGAGGAGAAGUUUGGAAGCACAUGCUGAUUGUACUGGAGAUGUUCCUGCUGUCGAUGAUGGCUCGAUGUUUCUAUCGCCGGCCCCAUAGUAUGGAUGGACACGGGGAUGUGGAGAGCAAUCCAAGCGCUCCGACCUCUGACAUCAAAUCGAUCUCAGCCCUAGUUGUGACCAACGGCCAUGUACCUGCCGCCCCAAUCCUGAAUGGUAAAGGAGUGAAGUCCGUUGACAAUCUAGCAUUUUCUGGGGAGGAGAUGAAAGUGGUGACCGCCAGUUUGUGAGGGAGGGUCACUCAAAUGACGGAAUAUUAUUCUUUGUUAACAAUCACACCUUGUCAAGUAUUGGGUAAAAUAAUGCGAUUGAGAAAAAAGUUUAUAGCGCAUGGACAUAAUCACUCAAAGUGAAAUCUGUUUUUAUUAACUGCACAAAAGGCUCAACCGUCAAAAGGUGGAUCUACCAAAUGCCCUUAAGUAAUGAAAUGUGCAAUGUGUCGAAGAACAAUAUUAGUUAAACAUUAUAGAUCACUGUACAUAUUGUGUACAAAGAUACCUGUACUAAAUACAGUGGUCUCCGUCAACUGUCAAUGAACCCAGUCGUUGGGAGACAAACCUCCCCCAAAGAUUCUUCGGCAGACUGGGCUCUUGGUGGAUUUCAAGAGUCGCAACUCUGCCUUUCUUGUUUGAGUCUUUUCUUGUACAUUAAAAAAUGAAAUUAUAACCCUGAGAUUAUGUAUGUACUAUAAUUAUACUGCCGUCCGCGGGAAGUUGAAGAGCUUUGCUUGAUUUUUAAAAAAGCGAAAAAAAACAUGUACAGGGUGUCUAAAAAAAAAAAAAGAGGGCCCGUUUAAAGGACAAUAAAUGGAUCGUAUUAUGCGCCAAUUUCAGCAGAACUUCGAACAAAGAAAAUUCAACUAGGAGGAUGUCAAACUUGAUGUUCAAGAAAUAUCAAGUUUUAAAAUGUUUUAACGUAACAGAGCAAAACAUAGAUCUAAAACUUUACGCCAGUUUCAGGGGCUUGGCCAGCUCCUUCUACGACCCUUUUAAAUGUGUCUUCUUUUUUUUUUUUUGAAACCCGGUAUGUGUGUACAUGUCUAAGUUAUGUCAUGAAGUGAAGUAAAGGAAUGACCGUGAAAGGGCGAGCUUUUAUGAAAUAAUCACACGUUUUGUCACGUUAGAGAAGUACUGUAAGAGGUUCUUCAAAUCGCAAAUCGCUUAGCAAUAGCUAACCUUACAAAA
This is a messenger RNA of Aplysia californica (California sea hare), 1857 nucleotides long. Its product is annotated as organic solute transporter subunit alpha-like. The transcript is spliced from 5 exons. The coding region runs from base 1 to 903 and encodes 300 amino acids. Lineage: Eukaryota; Metazoa; Mollusca; Gastropoda; Aplysiida; Aplysiidae. Gene Ontology annotation, biological process: transport. The record is from RefSeq and is a predicted model, not a curated record. Gene Ontology annotation, molecular function: transporter activity.